AUAGGGCAUGAGAAGGAUGAUCUGCGAUUGAUGGUUGUUCGGAUGCAAGGGGAGGGGUUUCACAACAUACCCAUGGGCUGUUCAACGGUGGGGUAGUCGUAGUCCAACUCGCCGCCAAGCAGGUUGAGCCACUCCUUCAGGUUGAGCACGCGAUCAUCCAUGAAGUCGCUGGGGCCACCCUCGAUGAUGAGGAUGCGCUUGUUGGGCAGGUAUUCAGCCAGACGACUGGCGAUGACACAGCCAGCUGUGCCACCUCCGACGAUGACAUAGUCGUAGCUGUUGACAUCGCUAGCGGGGAAUUCGUUUGUGGUGGCCAUUUUGAAAGAUGAAGAUAAGGGGAUGUGAAUUACUUUGAUGCAGGGGAGAUCAGAAAAGGAGAGGAGAUUAUGGAAGAAGAGGGGAAGAAGGAUAAGAGAUAAGGAUGAGGAGAAGAAGAGGGACGCGCGAUGGAGAGAGGAAAAAGUAGAGAAAAAGAGGGAAAGAGAAGUUGGGAGAGAUGAAAUUGGGGGUUUUAAAUUUUGCAGGACAAGCAAGAGAUGCGGUGGUUUCUGAGGCUGAACCGUCAGGCCAUCAAAUCCAUCCAUUCAUCCAUUCACUUCCCUAUCUUUCUGUAUUCCUUAUGCUGUUUGGCCUCGUCUUGUUCCUUUCUCACUCGUUUUUCUCACCAUUCUUUCCCUUUUCUGCCGGAGAAACAGGACCCACAUCUCUUUACUCCACCGCAUCUUUUUCUCAAUCAAUCUUGGCUUCUGAGUGGUGGACCAGAGAUUUGGUGGGUCUAUUAGUCAAAGCCAAGACUCACGGCAAAGGCGGAACAAAUUUCGGGAUGCGUAAGCGCUUUGGCAUGCCAAAACUGUUACGUGAUCUACUCAUCCCCCGGAUUGUUACUCAAUCUUCCCCAAGAUUUAGCCAGGUAGUUGGACCGCAGAAUCAGCGGAACAACAAUCUGCCCGUCGUGGAUGGUAACCGGGCGGGCACUCCACACGAGAUCCAAACACUAGGACACGCCACGAUCCCGCCUACUAGUUGGGCGCUAACCAACGGUUAUUUCCAUCGGAGAUGCAGGGCCGAGGCGAAUCCCGGGAUCGGAUUGCCUGCUUUGGUGCGAAAGUUGGAACAAGUUGAGGGGAGGAAAGAAGCGAUAGGGAGAGAGGGAGAGGGGAAGGGAGAGAAAAAGGCUGGGCCUGUAUACAGAUACCGCAUUGAGCCAUAG
Molecule: messenger RNA, 1210 nt
Organism: Aspergillus eucalypticola CBS 122712
Lineage: Eukaryota; Fungi; Ascomycota; Eurotiomycetes; Eurotiales; Aspergillaceae
Exons: 5
Coding region: 497-1210 (237 amino acids)
Source: RefSeq, a predicted model, not a curated record